AUGAGCAGGCCCCCCUGGAAGAGUCCACUGUGUGAGAUGGUGCAGCCGAGUGGUGGCCCAGCAGGGGACCAGGACAUGCUGGGUGAAGAGUCUUCUCUGGGGAAGCCAGCCAUGCUCCACGUGCCUUCAGAGCAGGGCACCCCUGAGACCUUCCAGCGCUGUCUGGAGGAGAAUCAAGAGCUCCGAGACGCCAUCCGCCAGAGCAACCAGAUGCUGCGCGAGCGCUGUGAGGAGCUUCAACGUUUCCAGGGUAACCAGAGGGAGGAGAAGGCCUUCCUCAUGCAGAAGUUCCAGGAGGCCCGGGACUUGGUGGUGAGGCUGAGCCUGGAGAAGCGUGAACUGCGCCAGCAGAGGGAGCAGGCCCUGCAGGAGGUGGAGUGCCUGAAGACGUGCCAGCAGCAGAUGGCUGAGGACAAGGCCUCAGUGAAAGCCCAGGUGACAUCCUUGCUGGGGGAGCUGCAGGAGAGCCAGAGUCGCUUGGAGGCUGCCACUAAGGAGCGCCAGGCUUUGGAGAGCAGGGCCCGGGUGGCCAGCGAGCAGGCCCGGCAGCUGGAGAGCGAGCGGGAGGCCCUGCAGCAGAGGCACAGUGUUCAGGUGGACCAGCUGCGUCUGCAGAACCAGAACAUGGAGGCUGCCCUGCGCAUGGAGCGCCAGGCCGCCUCGGAGGAGAAGCGGAAGCUGGCCCAGCUACAGGUGGCCUAUCACCAGCUCUUCCAAGAGUAUGACAACCACAUCAAGAGCAGCAUGGUGAGCAGUGAGCGGAACCGAGGACUGCAGCUGGAAGAUCUCAAGCAGCAGCUCCAGCAGGCCGAGGAGGCCCUGGUAGCCAAACAGGAAGUGAUCGACAAGCUGAAGGAGGAGGCGGAACAGCACAAGAUCGUGAUGGAGACUGUCCCGGUGCUAAAAGCCCAGGCGGAUAUCUACAAGGCGGACUUCCAGGCCGAGAGGCAGGCCCGGGAGAAGCUGGCUGAGAAGAAGGAAUUCCUACAAGAACAGCUGGAGCAGCUGCAGAGGGAAUACAGCAGGCUGAAGACCAGCUGUCAGGAGUCAGCCAGGAUUGAAGACAUGAGGAAACGGCACGUUGAGGUCUCCCAGCCCCCCUUAGCCCCUGCCCCAGCUCAUCACUCCUUUCACCUGGCCCUGCCCAGCCAGAGGAGAAGCCCCCCUGAGGAGCCGCCCAACUUCUGCUGCCCCAAGUGUCAGUAUCAGGCUCCUGACAUGGACACCCUGCAGAUACACGUCAUGGAGUGCAUCGAGUAG
This is a messenger RNA of Rangifer tarandus platyrhynchus (Svalbard reindeer), 1260 nucleotides long. The record is from the annotation of a GenBank genome assembly. NCBI's taxonomy places the organism in Eukaryota, Metazoa, Chordata, Mammalia, Artiodactyla, Cervidae.